GCUGGGAACUCUGUUCGAAGCACCACUAAGUGGAACCAGAAUAGAGACUAGAGCUGAAGAAUGGAACCUGGUCAAAGAGCAGAAAGGGAACGAGCAUAGUACAGGACAGGACCGAAUUGCAAACAUGAGUUCUUCUCACAACACCAAAAUGCUCUGCUGCAGUUCUGAUGGAUAGAUGGAUUGAGCUGUUGAGCGACUUACAGUGAUAUGCGUACUCGUCCACUGACAUUCUGUUGACUGCGGUGAUGUUUUGUAAUUGACUGUAACAGUGUAGCGACGGAAACAGCAGAUCUUCAGGAAUCUUGAAGCUGUCGCCAUGACGUUGUGUGCGGAAAGUUGACUAUCGGGUGGUCAAUCCUCUGAAAAUCUGUCCGAAUUCGAACUACUCCACUCACCAUUCGCUUCUCAUCUAUUAUUCGCCUUGUAAUUCUACCCAGAGCUGCGUAAUUGCGAGCUGGUGCUAAUCAGUGUUUGGAGUUUCUCUCAUUAGCGUGUGGAAAUCUGGGAAUUCAGCUCUGCUUUGCUGGUUGUUGCUGUGGAGCCAUGGGUGGGAAAAAGCUCACUGUGGUUCAUGGAGCGGGGAUAAUCACUGUUGAUUCGGAAGAGCGGAUAUAUGUUAACGGAGCUCUAGCUAUCGAGGGCGAUCAGAUUGUGGCAGUCGGACACAGUAGCUCCGUGCUCGCAGAAUACUCCUCUCGUGCAGACGAAAUUAUAGAUUUUGAAGGCUCUUGGAUUUUACCAGGGCUCAUUAACACACAUGUUCAUACCUCACAACAACUCGGUCGAGGAAUUGCUGACGACGUCGACCUCCUCACAUGGCUACAUGAUCGGAUCUGGCCCUAUGAGUCGAAUAUGAGCGAGCAGGACUCUUACAUUUCUACUCUACUUUGUGGGAUUGAGUUGAUACAUUCUGGAGUGACAUGCUUUGCCGAAGCAGGUGGCCAACAUGUUUCAGGGAUGGUUAAGGCAGUGGACGAACUAGGCAUUCGGGCUUGUCUUACAAGAUCCACUAUGGACUCGGGUGUAGGCUUACCGGCGCUGUGGGCAUCAGAGAGCACAGACACUUGCAUGAAGAUCCAAGAGGAUCUCUUCACAAGAUUCAACGCAAGCGCAGAUGAUCGCAUUAGAAUUUGGUUCGGAUUGAGACAGAUUCUCAAUGCAACUGAUGAUCUUCUGCUUCGAACAAAGGAGGCAGCAGCUAAAUGCAAUACAGGCAUACAUAUGCAUGUUGCUGAAAUACCUUUUGAAAAUGAGUGGGUCAUGGAAUCAAGAGGUGUGGAACACGGCACUGUCAGUUACUUGAAUAAGAUUGGUCUUCUUGACCAUAAUCUUCUCGCUGCUCACUCUGUAUGGGUCGAUGCCUCUGAGGUGGAGAUGAUGGCACAGGCCAGAGUCAAAGUAUCACAUUGUCCAGCAGCAGCCAUGCGCAUGCUGGGCUUUGCCCCGGUUGCAGAAAUGUUGUCGGCAGGCAUCUGUGUAUCAUUGGGUACUGAUGGGGCCCCAUCGAAUAAUCGCAUGAGCUUAGUGGAUGAGAUGUACUUGGCAUCAUUGAUCAACAAGGGACGAGUUGUAUUUGAACGGGGCACAACAGAUCCAACUGCCUUGCCAGCGGAGACUAUUUUGAAAAUGGCAACCAUCAAUGGUGCUAAAUCUGUUCUUCAGGGUCAGUCGAUUGGAUCCCUGGAAGUUGGAAAAAAGGCUGAUCUGAUUGUAGUAAAUCCAGACAAGUGGACAAUGAUACCCCUCCAUGAUCCGAUUUCGAGCAUGGUUUAUUGCAUGAGAACAGAAAAUAUCUCCUCUGUUAUGUGCAACGGAAACUGGAUCAUGCGCGAUCAGAAGAUUUUAACAGUUGACGAGGCUCUCGUCAUGGCUAAUGCCAAAAAUGCUGCCAUGAAGUUGAUUACGAGAGCCGGAAUACAGUUGCCAAAGCGCGGGAACGUCAUCUACUGAUUGGGAACGAUCCCAGUGAAUCCCCAUAACAGUUAUAUGGAGGGAGUGAAGUAGCUGUUAGCCGUGACAACGGGUGAUGAGGAUUUUUAGUCCAUCAAGACUACAUACUUAUCAGUUUGUAAAUAAAUACCUUUUUAAUUCCUGUCACCACAGGGACAAAAUCAGGUCAAAUCUGAUUUUGAGAAAAUAUCCAGUGUCCGGAGUGGGAAACUUUUGUACCUUUCAGUCAGUAAAGCUGAAAUUUACGUGUCACCAAACUGGAAGUACUCUGCUCUCUGUGCUUCUUCGGUGUUCAAAUCACUCGGAUUUCGUUUCUAAUUGUAUUUAAGACAUGCAUCAAUCGCAGGUCAAUCAUGCAGCCAUCAGGCUUUU
Marchantia polymorpha subsp. ruderalis is the source of this 2322-nucleotide messenger RNA. NCBI's taxonomy places the organism in Eukaryota, Viridiplantae, Streptophyta, Marchantiopsida, Marchantiales, Marchantiaceae. The record is from the annotation of a GenBank genome assembly.